UUAUAUUUCCAACUAGCUCACCGAGGAGUGGCAGUACGGCAAGGAGCCAUACUCUUGCGCCAAUCCUCCGCCUAUGGUAAGCUUCUCUUCUUUUUUUCUUUGCUUGUUGCCGAGUUCAUGGUGGCCGACUCCUGACCAGCCGGCUUUUCUUUGGCAGAACCCCGCGCUUCCGCCGGCAACCGGGGCUGCGGGGGUGGAACGCCAGUUCCUCCCUGACCGCAUGAUGGACGACAUUGACGACCCGGACCUGGGGCGGCCGCCAUGGAAGAAGACGUCGCAGGGGAGGGCGGCGAGGCAGGCGGCUCUGGGCUCGGGGCCUCCUUCGAGGAUUGGCCGGAUGAUGCCGAGGCCGAAGUUGUUCCGCGCCGUUAGUCGGUGCCCGAUCACCAAAGCGCGGGCCCAUCCGCCACGCCGGCUCUCCAUGGCGGCGCGUAGAAAAGCCGGGCCGCGUCGACCUACUUCGGCAGUCGGCCCAAGAAGCCCAAGAGUACCGCGGCGGCGACCAAGCGGGAUGAGACGGCCGCGAAGGCGGCCCGCUUCCGCAAGGUGGUGACGCAGCCACAGGCGGUCUCAGCGUAAGCGUCACUGUUCUCAUGCCUUUCUUUCUUCUUCUUCUUCGGUUGAUGUUCUUCCAAACCUUUUUUCUCAAUUUAUCAAACAGGGGCCCUCUUUCCCUUGGGCGGGUCCCGGCCGCCUCCAUAGUCGGAGCUGUGGGAGGGUCUUCAAGCUCCCGCUAGGUGGAUCCCCGCGCCGACCUCCUAGAGGCGAUGGAGCGGAAUGCGCGGGAAGUGCGGGAGGAGUGGGAGGCGGAGGAGCGGAGGGCGGCUCGAGAGGCGAAGCAGAAGUCGGCGGAGGCGCGAGUUGUCGCGGCCGCCAAGGCCCAGGCAGAGGCCACAAACGCGGAGAGGGAGGCGGAGGCCCAGCAGAACCAGCCUCCGCAGUUCGUCAUUCCCCUCCGCGCCGCAGCUCCCGACACCCCUGCGCCCCCGUUAGAGGAGGCCGGCCGCGACCAGCUGGAGAUGGAGAGGGAGGUGGCGCCAUCGCCGCCGACUGGAGCGGGCCGAGGAAGACGGCCUGAAGUGCCGCCCGUGCAGCCGGCUGGAGGCGAGCUGGUCGUGAGAGGGGAUCUUGUGAUCUUGUCGCCACUUCGCCGGCGCAUGGGGAAGGCGACUUCAGCGCCGGACGCGUAGAAAACCAUGGACACUGGCUCGUCGGCCCAGGACCUAGAAGCAGCCAGCGAUAGCUCGUCCGGGUGGACGCCGGGCGGUGGGACAGCCGUGCUGAAUGUGGCGGCGCAGGACGUCCGGAACCGGCUUCAGGCCCAAGCCACCGUGCUGAAGCAGUACACCCAGGAGUUUCUCACGACGCGAUCGGUUAUUCGGGAGUACCACAACCUCCGCGCGGCCGCUUUCAACUCCCAGGCCCAGGAGUUGAAUCAGAAGGCCACUGAUCUGUCCGAGAGUCAGAGGGCCAAUGCUGACUUGAGGAGCCAGCUAAGCGGAGCCCAGCCCUCCCUUCGCGCCAAGGAAGACGAGUGUGCCGCCCUGGCCCAGGAGCGCGAUCGCCUGGCCAAGAAGCUGGCUGACCAGGAGGAGAGCCACAAGGCGGCCCUGAAGGCGGCACAGGACAGCGAGGCCGCCCUCAAAGCCGAAUAUGAGACCGAGGCGGCAAACUGGGCCGAGACGAGGCAGGCGCUGAGCCAAGGCUACAGCCGGGUGGAAGACUUGAUUGACGGUAUGCCGCCUUCUUCUUUGCUUCCUUGCCUGCCUCCUACUAUCUGAUUCAUUUUUUGACUUUGUGCCACUGCUUUCCUCUUUAUGCAGAUUACUUUCCCGGCUACUCUG
This is a messenger RNA of Triticum aestivum (bread wheat), 1844 nucleotides long. RefSeq lists its product as uncharacterized. The transcript has 3 exons. Lineage: Eukaryota; Viridiplantae; Streptophyta; Magnoliopsida; Poales; Poaceae. The record is from RefSeq and is a predicted model, not a curated record. Bases 1197 to 1781 code for a protein of 194 amino acids.